AUGGAACGCUUCCGGUUCAGGGCACCUCCCCUCUCGCUCAAGCUGGCCUUCGCCGCCGUCUCCCUCUCCCUCGGCGUCUCCUUCGCCGCCGUCUCCUGCUCCUCCUCCUCCUCUCCCCUCCCCUCCUCGGCCGCCUCCUCCUCUCCGCGGCCGUCUCCCCGGACCGUAGCCGCCGACCUCCUCGCCGUCCUCGCCGGCCCGCGCGCCGCGGCGCGGGUGCCGGCUCGGGAGGCCUCGCGCCUGAGCUCCUGCCUCCGGUUCCUCUCCCCGGCCAACCCCGCCUCCGUGCCUAGCGCGUAUCCCUGGAGGGGCUCCCGGAAGGUUCUGCUGGAAGGCUGCGAUGCGGCCGAGGCGGAUGCGAUGGUGAUGUGGCCGCCGGCGCCGGUCUUGGAGCUGGCGCGCCUCGCCGUCGACUCCGGAGGCGACCCCGGGGCCAUCCACCGCUUGCUCGACCCCACCAUGCUGCCGGUGCCUGAUAUUGAGGGGACGAAGAAGAGUAAAUGCCACCUCACAAGAACACCGUAUGGAAGACACUUUGCUGACGAGGAAAUCAAUUCAUACUUUGCGUUUCUGUUUGAAUUGAUUGCUGCGCGAGGACCAUUGGUUGGAUUAAAUGUAUCACUGAAUCGGUAUGAUUUAUUCCAUGGGCAUCUUUUCCUGGCAUCUGGGACAGGAAGGCUUGGGAUUCUGUUUCAUGCCAAAGAAUAUCCAGCAUUUGAUAAAGAAUCGUUCCCUUACAAUUUGGGAUAUUGCCAGACUGAAUCUGAUGUACCGUAUGACGACUCUAUGAAUCUACGUAAUAUCCUUUGGUUAGCUCCAUUGCCAUCCAGUGAGACGAAAGCUUGGUUGGCACCAGGAGUGUUAGUCGUCUUGGAUGCACAUCCAGAUGGAAUUAUUUAUCAAGACAUGAUACGCGACUAUGUUCAGAUUGUACGGACAAUAUAUGAAGAUGAUUUUGGAAAGCAUGCUGUUGAUGUCAACUAUCUCAAUGUUGCCAACGCAGCGGCUCCAGCGGAUAGAAUUUUCAUUUGCUGA
Messenger RNA from Triticum turgidum subsp. durum (durum wheat), 1035 nucleotides. The record is from the annotation of a GenBank genome assembly. Lineage: Eukaryota; Viridiplantae; Streptophyta; Magnoliopsida; Poales; Poaceae.